Molecule: messenger RNA, 1515 nt
Organism: Anolis sagrei ordinatus
Lineage: Eukaryota; Metazoa; Chordata; Lepidosauria; Squamata; Anolidae
Source: RefSeq, a predicted model, not a curated record
AUGACUGCUCUCUGCGCUGGAGCCGUCCUUCUGCGUUUGUGUCACCUGGGGGCUGCCACCACGGAGAGGCCACAGGAACCCCCCUUGGGCCCUCCCUGUCCCUUUGACGGGGCCUUUUGGACUCGAAGACCCCCCCACGCCCCCCAGCAGGGCUGCUUCGCCUGCAUCUCCAAGGCGCCCUCCGCACAACCAGGAUCGCCGGUCCUGUCGCCUUCCUCUGCCAUUUGCCUCAUGGAGAACAAGAGCUGCAAAGGGGAUACCCUGAGGCCCCCCGGGGUCCAAUGUAAACACUCGGUCGAGAAGAAGACGAUGACGAAUCCCACCACGGUGAUUGAAAUCUACCCAGACACCACCGAGGUGAACGAUUACUAUCUCUGGUCCAUCUUCAACUUUGUAUACCUCAAUUUCUGCUGUCUGGGUUUCAUUGCCUUGGCGUAUUCUCUGAAAGUUCGAGACAAAAAACUCCUCAAUGACCUGAAUGGUGCUGUUGAAGAUGCCAAGACGGCCCGUCUUUUUAACAUUACCAGCUCGGCACUAGCCACCUUCUGUAUCAUUCUGGUCUUCAUCUUCCUGCGAUAUCCUCUUACUGACUACUAGAUGGUGGGCCAGAGAUCGUUGCCCAUCUCUUUCCAUGCCAGAAGUGGCCAUUGAGUUUCUAAUGAAAGGGACAUCAACAACAACAUCAAAAAGCUACUCACACAAGUUUCUCCACAAUGGUAAAAAUAAAUCGCCAACCCUGCAAAAAAAAUUGAAAAAGGCAGUCGGGACUAAACUCAUCCCCAAUGCACACUUACUUAUAGGCUGACUGGUUCACAAACUUCUGUAGCAGAGAGUUUUACUUUUACAUUUUUUUACAAAAAAUAUUUAUUUUCAUGAUAAAGAAACUGGAUGGUGAGAGGAAAACUUGACACAGCUCAGUCAAUGAAAUGCAGUCAAAGGAAAAAAGGAGAGAAGACCGCGAAAACCAAUGAUCCUGGGAGAUGAAGUUUAUGCAACCAGGCUGAGUGCUGAAACUAAAAGGAUGGGGCAGAAGGUUCUGAUGGGUCCAGUCAAUCUCCAGAUCUUUCUGGGGCCCACAGCGAAGUCACCGUCUCAGAGCUCAAGCGAGGGAAUUGGGGAAAAUGCUUGCUGCUAAGAGAUAGGCAUGGCCUUUGCAGAACAUAUCAGUUGCAUUCAGUCUGCUUUCAACUUCUUUCCCUGCUCCGCUCCCCACUCUGUGUUCCCAGUGCACACACCUUUGCUGUAUACAUUUUGCCAAUUUUCGAUUUGAUUUGACCAAAGCCCAAAAUAGCUUGCAAAAAUAUUAAGAACCAGAACAUUUGGAUUUUCAGGCAGUUGACACUAGCCUCUCCUUAAUGAAUCCUGGAGCCUUCUAUGGCCAAUGCCAGGAAACAAAUAUUAUUAAUGGUCCUUUUUGGAACCUCAUGGAAAUGCUGAGAAUGUAGACAGCUUACAGAAAAUUUACAUAGAUCCUGUAUUUCUGUCAACCUUCAAUAAAAAUACCUCUAACCAUCA